AUGUGGCACACGUAUCGUGUGGAAUCCUCCAAUGUGCUUGCUACCGUCUACUCCAAUGAAACCAUCUUUAAUCUCGACACUGAAACAAUACCGGAUCCUCCGACAGGUGUAACUGUGACCAACAGAUCCUACUCCUCCCUCAACGUUCACUGGUCCACCCCCCCGGCAUUGGCCCACCAUCAUACCGAGGAGGGGGCCCUAAACCUUAUUGGCUUCUGUCUCCAAUACAAGUGGGAGGGCAGUAAGACUUUCACCAAAAUCAAGGCUGACUCUACGGACUACACAAUAAAUAACCUAACACAUCCAUACGGCCUGUACCAAGUCAAGGUUGGAACCUUCUUAAAACACACUGAAAAAAAAAAAUGCUGGAAGUUUUCAAAAAAGGUCUUUGGUCAUACAACAGAAGUUGCGCCUGUAAAUUCUCCUGGGAGUUUCACUUGUCCAGUCUCUCUUGACCAGGGGGUUGACCAGGAGGAUAUCCAGAACGUGGAUCUCAGCUGGAAGGCAGUGCCCAAUGAGUACAAACAGAAUGGAGAAAUCCUCGGCUAUCAGAUUGUGGUUCAUAACCAGAAUGUGAAGCAUCAUGUUACGGAAGUGGCCGUUGGACCUAACAUCACCAGUCACAGGAUCCAAGGCCUGCUCACUGGUAGACAUUACAACAUCAGCUUACAGACACGUAACUCCAUGGGACUGUCUGACCCCAAGUGGUGUUCUGUACCAAGCAUUUCACCAGGUGCAUCCUUGUGGCCAGUGUUUGUGUCCGUACCUAUCCUGUGUGUCCUGCUUGUUGCGUUGUGUAUGGUUUGGGCCAAGAAGAAAUACAAAAGCUCCAUCAGGAGAUGGCCUGCAGCCAGACUGCCCACGCAAUUCAUAAAUAACAACAUUACCCAUGCUCGGGGUCUCACGCUGGUCCGAGAGAGGGAGGUGUUUGAUGAGCUGCCUAUCAAAGAGCAGGUCCCCAGCGACAGUAGCCAGGAUGGAGGAUUGAUUCUGAUUGGGGCUCACAGAGGCGCUUGUGGUGGGCGAUCACAACCUGUAGCAUUGGAAUUGCAAGGCCUCGGCCAAGUGAAUGCGGGCAGUGAUACAGACAGCUUAAGUACCAUCUCGCCAGGCAAUAAGCAACUCCCUAGCAGCCGCAUCAGGUAUCCCUCGUCAGAAGCCUCCUCGCCCCACAGUCCAUUGAGCGUGGCCAGUGGCGGCAGCUACAUGAUUCUAAAGGAUCCCAUCCACUCUCACAUUCGGGAGGGUCUUUCUCCGGUUGACAGGGAUCGACAGAGGAUGGGAAGCGAUCCGUCACCAGGCCUUGUGGUCAAGGAUGAUGUCACUGGGUCGGCCUCCCGCUUUGUUUGGGAUGAAGGGAUCAUUGAUGGACGAUCCUUACGUCUUGGUAGCUUCACAGAAACUGGUGACCAUCCCUUGGGGUCACCUACUUCUUCUUUAAAUAGCCCUAAAAAAUGCCCUCAUUGCCACUCAAUCAUUCAAGGUAAGAGACACGCACCUAAUGAGUCCCAAACUGAUGCCUCAGUCACAGGUGAAAGUAGGUCUCCAGGACGGGGGUUAGUACCAGUUGCUGAGGAGAAAGAUGAGAAGGAAGAAACACAUGAGCAGAGAGAAAAUCCAGAUGUUUUCUUCGAUUGGGGGGAGCCUUCAGUAAUGUGGGAAAGCCUUCCCAAUAUCCCAAGAAGUGAUGCUGCAAGACCGAAAACAGAACCGCUGAUGGAUUCUAAGAGAGGAGAAUUAAAUCUUGCAGCAGGUUACUGUGGGAUGAAUCAGGGGGGCUCAGAGAAAGUGGCCAAAGUAGAAAGAACAGCUGCAUCAGAUUAUUGUAAGAUGAAGAGCCAGAUUGGCGUGGAUGAAUCUGUCAAGUCUCCAGAGGGAAUUGAUGGAAGUGUUUGGUCACAGUGGCCUAGGGAUGCAUGUCAUACCGAGGGUUUUCUUUCCGACCAAGAGCCCCUGCUCAGUCCAGAUUCGACUGUUUCUUUGCCCAUCGACUAUGAGAGUCUGAAUUAUGUCUCUGUUUGCACAGAUGGAAGUGAUGAAGACAUGGAGGAACAGGAAGCAAGUUCACAGCUUAACACGAGCAAGCUUCUCAAUGAUUCCGAUGAUUUAGCUACACAACGGGACAACAGUUCAGCAGGUUGUCGGGCUGAAGGUAACGGCAAUCCAAACCAACCGUCUCUUGCUCCUCCAAGAAAGAAUGACGAUUCAUUGGUUGCGUCCGAGACAGGAGAAUUAUCCCCUUCAGAAGGUUACUGUAGGAUGGACCAGGUGGGCUCAAAGAGAGCCACGUCCGAGGGAGAAAGCACUCCUGCAUCAGAUUACUGCGAGAUGAACCCGAUUGGGUUGAAUGAAUUCACCGAGACUUUAAAAGGAAACAACAAGGGGAGUGAUUGGUCACAGUGGAAUAGGGAUACAGGUGAUGGCGAGGUGUUUCCUUCUGAGCAGGAUCCCCUACUCAGUCCAGGUUCCAGCAUUUCCUCACCCCUUUGUGAAGAUGGCAGUUUACACGGUUCUAGUCUUCUUAAAGAUUAUGAAAGUCUGAAUUAUAUCUCUGUUUGCACGGAUGGCAGUGAUGAAGAGGAGGAGGAACAACAAACAAGUGAGGCCUCACGGUCCCUUCACAAUUCCGAUGCUUCAGUCAUGCAAAGGGACUCCAGCCAGGGCAUUAAUACAAGUUCAGAGGACUGUCUUGCUGAGAGCGAUAACAGGCCAAGCGAUGUAGCUCUUUCUUCAGAUGAAGGCUUCGAAGAACAACAAAGGCAAGUACCGGUAACAUGAACUGCAGCUUCAUCUCUUUCUGUUUUUGUUUAGUCCUGGGCAAGACGACGUUGUGGUUUGAUAUGCGAUAAGCCACCGCCGCGAGGGAGUUAUCACAAUGAACUGCUAUCACCCACGAACCGCGAGCCAGCAACAAUGUGUAGGGAAUCUUGUUUAUCUUCUAGAUUUACAAGAGCGCAUGUGCUACUUCUGUACGGUCUAUUUUCUUUCCCACAAAAUGCCACAAAAGAGCUGCCCAGUGGUUCUCAGAUUUAUAAUAGCUUACACAUUCCAGUGACACAGCAUCUGGUCGACAGUGCAACUAUCUUGAAAAUCAAGAUCAAGACAUAUUGCAUAGGAAAGCUUUCGCCAGGAAUCUCGGUUGCUCGGGAAAGCAGAGCUGAAAAAUUAUGCUAGACAACAUCCUUACAUGCAUAUUUGAGAAAACAGUAUGAGACGUGUGUAUUAAAUGAAUGCUUUAGAUCACAUUUGCAUAUAAUACUUUGCCAACUAAGUUACAUUGAAAAAAAGUGGAUGUUGUUACGGCUUUUUGCUUGCCAUGUAUAUAGUUACCAUUCUGCCAUUUUUAACAUUCCAUGUUUUAUAAAAUAAUGCUUGCCUCACAGUACAUGUAAUGUAUGUAUUUUAUGAAGAAGUAAAAUUCCUAUUUGCAGUCAAACCACUUGCCAAAAGAAAUCAUGCCAACAGUAUUUGAAAUCAAGACCGUCCAAGUUUGUGUGUGUGAUGAAUUACAUGUAACUUGUGAUCAGCCAGUACACAAUAGGUCAAAUAUUUAAGAGGCAUAAAAAUGUACAUAUGUGUAGAGUAUAAACAACUGAACUGUAUACUAACUGGACUAGAUGCUAUACCUGAUUUGCACUUUGAAGCAGCUGAUUUCGCCAUCUUGGAUCCCCAAAAUGCCACGCUGUAACAUACAAUGUACAUUGUUCUACAAUUGAUAUUUUUUUUUACUUAAAACAACAAUUCCCUAAUAAUCUGUUAUUCUUUGUAUGUUGGUACGAAAGCAUCAAAGUGCCGCAAGCAAUUUCAAAAAAUCUCAAUUUGUAUCUUGCCGUGGCAAUUUACUAUCUCACCGCAGGGACUUACCGGUACUAUCUCACUGUGACAAUUUGGUAUCAUGCUGUGCCGAGAUGUUAUCUCGCCGUGGCGAGAUGCUAUCUUGCUGCUGCAAGUAAAUGUUCCCGUAGUAACUUGCCGCAGCAAAAUAGUGUCUUGCCACGGCAUGAUACUAUCUCGCCGUUUUGUACACUUGAGCACAAUACCCGAUGUACACUUAAAAAACCUGCGUCAUGUGGUUGAUUCAAUAUGGCUGACGGUUGCUUCAUUGCACAGGCAUUGACAUCCAUUCCACUUUAAGACCAGUGGUGUAAACAGUUGACUUAAUACUGGAGUGAAGUUGUAAACUUUGAAAGUUUACUGAAAUUUGUGGAUGGAAAAAACAUUCAACAUAUAGCUGGAUGUAUAUUUAUUGCUUGUCGAGAUUAAUGCAAACUAGUGUAGGGCUAGUCCGAAAAUUUAGGACUCUCAAUACUGUGUAUGAGAGACCCAAAACUUAAGGUACAGUGCCAUAUGGAAGCAUGCAAUACAAACAAAUAGACUGGCACAUGUAUGAAACAACCAGUCCAACAACCCUUCAGUACUGCAUCACAUUUUUCCAUAGACGGUCAGCCGCGAAGAGGUCAGUCUUUUCAAAUGGUUGGAUCAUGGUUGGAAAUGUACCAGUCAGGUCUUUGGCCUCAAAAUGAUAUCUCUUGACUUCACUCUCGCGUGCAAAAACAUUUUUGUUUUUAAAGAAAAGUCUCCUUUAAAAAUUGAAUUUAGACUUCAAACUUGGUCAGUGAAAUACUGAGUCAUC
Molecule: messenger RNA, 4633 nt
Organism: Patiria miniata (bat star)
Lineage: Eukaryota; Metazoa; Echinodermata; Asteroidea; Valvatida; Asterinidae
Exons: 8
Coding region: 1-2778 (925 amino acids)
Molecular function (GO): protein binding
Source: RefSeq, a predicted model, not a curated record